Messenger RNA from Tuber melanosporum (Perigord truffle), 938 nucleotides. RefSeq lists its product as uncharacterized. The record is from RefSeq and is a predicted model, not a curated record. NCBI's taxonomy places the organism in Eukaryota, Fungi, Ascomycota, Pezizomycetes, Pezizales, Tuberaceae. Bases 1 to 813 code for a protein of 270 amino acids. The transcript has a single exon.
AUGAGUCCGCCGACAAAAUCUGUUCUGUUACCAAAGGUUUUCCCACUCUCACUCGUUAACCUUGGUCAACUCUUGCCGAACCCGUUAAACCCCUCAUUCAGCUCGUGCAUACCUGAAAGGCCAAUCACGGAAGACGACUACUCAAAGCUAGAGGAGAGCGAGUACACAGCCACCCUCACGUUGGAGAAAUCGGGAAAGCUCAAAGCAUCCUUCACAAAACUUUUCGGGGCAUUCUUCGGAGUUCGCACGGUAAACACGAUCGGUCUUUACGCCCGCACGGCUUUCCACCUAGAGCUCAUACAGCCUGACGCCAUAUUCCGAAAGGUUGUGCAGGAAUCGGAAGUCCAGGCUUGGCUGAACGAGAUGGCCCAAUACCACAAACCGGUCUACUUUGUCGUCGGAUUGCAGGUCAUCAUAGACGGUGUCUUCAAGCAGAGGAUCGACAGGAGCGAGGAAGCGGGUAUCAGCAUGCACGUUCCCCUCGAGGCCGUGGGGCUCCCGGCACAUGGCAGUGCUCAAGCUACGGGUUUGGUUAAAGGAGAAGGGUAUGUGGAGGGGAAGGUUUUGGGGGAAAAUGUUCUGGGGAUUCUGGUCCGUAAGGUCAAUUACAAAAUCAGGAAUUCCGGUGACCGGCCAACCUUGGUUGAGGAGUCCGUUUGGAAGUACCCCUACGAGAGAGUAAAAGGGGAUCGAGAAGAGGAGGCAUUGGUACUGGAAGUAAGCAUUGGUGACCACGUAGGGGACGACGAUCUGGGGGGUAUGAGCGAUGGUUUAGGCGAGGAGGACGAUGAGGACGAUGAGGACGAGGACUAAAUAGCACCGGUAUCAAACCUUAGUGUCGAAAUGCGGCAGGAUGUUUUAUUGUUACUCACUCUACUCGUAGCGAUAGUAUAUAUUAUACUCUAGUCCCUUGAAUCAAGAGAAAAGCGCUACAAAGG